Trematomus bernacchii (emerald rockcod) is the source of this 3900-nucleotide messenger RNA. It is a transcript of the gene pcdh1a, whose product is annotated as protocadherin 1a. The transcript is spliced from 5 exons. Bases 203 to 3775 code for a protein of 1190 amino acids. Gene Ontology annotation, biological process: homophilic cell-cell adhesion. The record is from RefSeq and is a predicted model, not a curated record. Gene Ontology annotation, molecular function: calcium ion binding. NCBI's taxonomy places the organism in Eukaryota, Metazoa, Chordata, Actinopteri, Perciformes, Nototheniidae. Gene Ontology annotation, cellular component: plasma membrane.
ACGACACGGAAUCCGGUGAUUUUUUUGGAAGUUGCAAAUUGCUGUGAGUGGAUUUUGAUGCUGCUGAAGUUAUUCUGAUGUGACGGAGGUUUGAGGGUGAGACACCUGCCUCUGGGAUCACCGGCGGACACAUCGACUGCGGACAGAUCGGCGACGCGCUCAUAGAGAAGUCUCUGGCUCAGGCAGAUCUUCUGAUGACCUAAUGGAACCAAAUGUACGACUAGUGCUGUUGUGGGUCCUGGUGCUGCACUGUGGUUCUGCUGAGGGUGGCAUCAUGUACAGGGUCCAGGAGGAGCAGCCCCCCAACACUCUGAUUGGUAGCCUGGCAGCAGACCAGGGCCUACCAGACUCAGGCCAUCUCUACAAGCUGGAGGUCGGGGCACCCUACCUACGUGUUGAUGGGAAGACGGGGGACAUUUUCACCACCGAGAUACCCAUAGACAGAGAGACCCUGAGGGACUGUCGAACCCUGGUUAAGGGUAAGCCUUGCUACCUUGAAUUUGAAGUAUCGGUGACGGACCUGAUACAAAACCAGAGCCCACGACUGAUUGAAGGACGCAUUGAGGUACAGGACAUAAAUGACAACACUCCACAAUUUCCCUCUUCUGUCCUCACCAUCUCAGUCCCUGAAAACACAAUCAUGGGGGCGCUAUUCUCCAUACCUCUGGCUACUGACAGGGACUCAGACAGGAAUGGGGUGGCGGAUUAUGCUCUGACUGCAGGGCCAGAUGCAGCAACCCUAUUUGGCUUACAGGUGGCUGACGACAGGGGGGGGAAGCUCCCGCAGCUUAUUGUCCUGGGCAACCUAGAUCGCGAGUUAAAGGAUUCCUAUGACCUCACCAUCAAGGCAAUGGAUGGAGGAAAUCCACAGCGCUACAGCAGUGCUCUGCUGAGAGUGGUAGUCACUGAUGCCAACGACAACUCUCCCAAGUUUGAAAGGUCCACGUAUGAGGCGGAAGUGUCCGAAAACAGUCCACCGGGGCACUCUGUGUUGCAGGUCAAAGCAAAUGACUCUGACAUGGGCCCUAAUGGAGAAAUUGAGUACACCCUUCACCAAGCACUAGACCCAGUGUCGACACUCUUACGAAUUGACCGGUCCACCGGCAUUAUCUACGUUAAAGGAUCCCUUGACAGGGAAGAAAUCAGCAGCUUGUCUUUCUAUGUGGUGGCGAGGGAUAAGGGUCCACAACCUAAAAGCUCAAAGACAUUUGUUACAAUUGAGGUGACUGACCAAAAUGACAACGCCCCAGUUGUGGAGAUUCGUGGAAUUGGUCUUGUGACACACAGCGAAGGAGUGGCCAACAUUUCAGAGGACAUGCCAGUUGGAACCGCUGUUGCUUUAGUGCAAGUGUCUGACAAGGAUGAGGGAGAAAACGCUAUGGUCACUUGUGUAGUCGCAGGAGAUGUGCCGUUCCAGCUUCGCCCUGCCAGCGACUCAUCCAUUGACAGUAAGAGGAAGUAUUUCCUACAGACAACCACUCCCCUGGACUACGAGAGGAUUAGGGAUUACCGAGUCGAGAUUGUCGCUGUUGAUUCUGGAAAUCCGGCCCUCUCUAGCCAAAAUUCUCUGAAGGUGCAGGUGACUGAUGUGAACGACAACUCUCCAAUAUUCUCCCCAACAUUGUUUGAGGUCGAUUUUGCCGAAGAAAACCAACCAGGGGAGAAGGUUUUGGAUGUUAUAGCUUCAGAUGCUGACAGUGGCACUAACGCUGAACUCCUUUAUAGUAUUGUGGCAGACUCAUCCAUCAAAGGUCUGUUUGAGAUUGAUCCAAAUACGGGCACAGUAAGAGCCCGAAGCCCCCUUGAUCGUGAGCAUAAAGAACGCUACGAGUUCCGGGUCACGGCAGCCGAUAAAGGGUCACCUGUUCAUAAAGGGACAGCAACUGUUGUAAUAAACGUCCUUGACCGCAACGACAAUGACCCCAAGUUCAUGCUGAGUGGCUACAGCUUUUCUGUUUUGGAGAACAUGCCUCCUCUCAGUCCAGUUGGCAUGGUGACAGUCCUGGAUGUGGACAAAGGGGAGAACGCCCUAAUUGAUCUGUCUGUAGAGCCUGAUGGAGGAAAGUUUGUCGUUCAAAAUGGAACAGGCACCAUUCUUUCAAGCAUCUCGUUUGACAGGGAGAAAGAAAGCAGCUAUACUUUCCGUCUUAAAGCAGUGGAUGGAGGAGAGCCCCCUCGGUCUUCAUAUGUGGCCGUCACGAUCAAUGUACUGGAUGAAAAUGACAACAACCCUGUGGUUACCAAACCCUCCAAUUCCUCCUUCAGGCGUUUGUCACCUCUAGCUUCCCCAGAUAGCCACGUUGAGAUAGUGGAAGCCGAAGACCUGGAUAGUGGGCCCAAUGCCGAGCUGGUGUUCAGUAUUUCUGGCGGAAACCCUUACCAGUUAUUCCGCAUUUCACCGUCCAGUGGGGAGAUCACUCUAGCAAAAGAAAUGACCCGAAAACAUGGCGGCCUACAUCGCCUAGUAGUGCGAGUGAGUGACAGGGGGAAGCCUGCACGUCAUGCCACUGCCCUGGUCCACAUUUAUGUCAAUGACACCAUCUCAAAUGUCAGCUUAGUGGAGGCUCUAGUAGGACACAGUCUUUACACUCCACUGGAAAGGGACAUUGCUGGUGAUCCUGACUAUGGUUUCGCUGCACAGCGUAGUAAUAUUUUGUUUGGAAGCCUUGCCGGAGUGGCAGGUGUUGUCAUGUUGAUCCUGGUGGUGGUAUUUAUCCGACACCGCAUCCAGAGAGAAACUAAGAGUGGGUAUCAGGCUGGCAAGAAGGAAACAAAAGACUUAUAUGCGCCCAAACAAGCACCAAAAAAUGCCAAAGGCAAACGAGGAAGGAAAGGAAAGCCCCAAAAGUCCCCAAAACCACUCGGGGAAGAUGAAGAAGUCAGCCUUCAAAAGAGUCUCAAGUUCAACCUCGAUGGAGUGAAUGAUAGCCCCAGGAUACACCUGCCCUUAACAUAUUCUCCAGGAAGCCCUGAUAUAGGCAGGCACUACCGCUCCAACUCCCCCUUACCCUCCAUCCAGCUGCAGGCCCAAUCCCCUUCAGCCUCACAGAAGCACCAGGCUGUCCAGGACCUUCCUGCCGCCAACACCUUUGUAGGAACCGGAGGAGACGACAACUCUACCGGCUCCGACCAGUACUCAGACUACAGCUACAAGACCAGCCAGAUGAAGUACAGCAACAAACAGCAUACCCAUCGACGAGUGACCUUCUCCACCACCAACCCUGUGCAGGACCUGCAGGACGCCUCUCAGCACAGCUACUAUGACAGCGGCUUGGAGGAAUCGGAGACUCCCAGCAGCAAGUCGUCGUCUGGUCCCCGCAUCGGACCCCUGACCCUGCCCGAGGAUCACUAUGAGAGAACCACUCCAGAUGGCAGCAUCGGAGAGACCGAGCACCCUGAAAACGAUAUCCGCUCGCUCCCUGAUGUGGCCAUGACCGGAAACUGUACGAACGAGUGCAGCGAGCUGGGCCACUCAGACGCCUGCUGGAUGCCCGGGCAUCCCUCCCCCGUUCGCAAGGCCAGGAACCCCCCGAAACUCUCCACCUUCGUGCCUUACCAGGAGAGAGGGAGCCUGGGACGCCUGGCCAACGGGAGCGCCAGGCUGGGGGGGGAGGAGCCCCGGUCGCGCCUCCCGCCCUCCCGCAGUGCCUACUCCAACAGCGGUAACGACGCCAGUCAGGACUGCCCCUUAGAGGAGAUGCCCCUGAGCGUGGCCUCUGAGUUCCCGCCCACCCCCCCCUCGGCCCACACUCCAAAAAGGGAAAUUUACCUGUGAGGAAUGCCGUCAUCCGAUUGGUGCACAAAUGAGGAAAAAGCUACACCCACGUCAGAAGGAGAAACAGGCUGUACACAUGCUAAAGCCAAUGCCCGUUUUGUAGGUAACAAUUGGCUGUGAAGCAU